AUGGACGAGUCCAUCACCACAGAGCGACAUGUCGCUCAGAUGAGCACAUUCCUCCUCGUAGCGACCAUCGCAACCUAUAUCCCGCAAUACCGACGGAUACGCAAGCGAAGAGACGCCACCGGGAUUUCGACAUGGUAUCUCGUUUUCACCACCAUCGCGACGACGGAGCAGUUUGCGCUGCUCCUCGUGCUUUCCGUCAUGAACGUCCCCGACGACUAUGAUUUCCCGGGCAGGGCGCUAAUUCGCUAUCGACCGUGCAAGGGUGGCUCGACUUGA
Molecule: messenger RNA, 276 nt
Organism: Parascedosporium putredinis
Lineage: Eukaryota; Fungi; Ascomycota; Sordariomycetes; Microascales; Microascaceae
Source: the annotation of a GenBank genome assembly